Coregonus clupeaformis (lake whitefish) is the source of this 1699-nucleotide messenger RNA. RefSeq names its product signal-transducing adaptor protein 1. The record is from RefSeq and is a predicted model, not a curated record. Bases 202 to 1125 code for a protein of 307 amino acids. The transcript is spliced from 8 exons. Gene Ontology annotation, molecular function: signaling adaptor activity; protein kinase binding. NCBI's taxonomy places the organism in Eukaryota, Metazoa, Chordata, Actinopteri, Salmoniformes, Salmonidae. Gene Ontology annotation, biological process: cell surface receptor protein tyrosine kinase signaling pathway; positive regulation of B cell receptor signaling pathway.
GCUAUACAGCAGAAUUCCAUUACCAAAGUGAUCAGCUUUGACAUCACAGAGGUGUGGUCCAGUUUUGUGGAGGAAGUGAGUUUACCUGGUGGUGCCAUACACUUACAGUUAAUCCAUAAACCCCUGGCACAUCUCUCUAUACAGAGGCCAAAGUACAGCAGGGUGGUGGAGCAGAAUAAAACGUAGCCAAGUCGAGGUAUAAUGGUUGGUUGGUUGCAGUGUUGUUCAGUUACAGGCUGUGUUGUGGUUGUCGGGAUUUACAUGGCAUCGCUCGGAGGAACUCACCCCAGAGUGUUGGCCCAGAGGAGGGAGAAGAUCACCGCUCUGCCCCUCUACCACUCUGGACACCUUCGGGUGAAGACCACAGGAACAAAGGUAUUUGCAGGGUAUUUUGGAGAGCUUCGGGGAUCCACCAUUUUUCUCUACACAGAUGAGCAGAUUGACACAUACUGUCAUAGGUUGAAGCUACAGGGGCUAACAGGGAUGGAGUUGGACCCGUCUAGUUCUAGACGGGGCCCGUGUACCUACAUCCUCUCCCUCCCCGACCAGACAAUCAGUUUACAGGUGGACAGUCCAGACACAGGUGAGAAGUGGAGAGGCUUCAUUAUGACUGUGGCUACGCUGCAGAUUCCCUCCCAGCUACAACUGCUUCCGGGUCAGACGUUACAGCUACAGGAAGUCCUGGAUCAGGAGCGCCAGAGGGCCAGCCUUCCCAUAACACAAUCCCCCUCAGACCACACCCCGAGACCCCGUUUACACAUUACUCAUGGCAACUCGGAACCUCCUGUGCCACCAGGUUUCCACAAGGUGACACGUCAGGAGGCGGAGCGAAUGUUGAUUGACAGCCCAGAAUACGGGGAAGUCAUCCUGCGCCCAGCAGCAAAGAGCAACAGCUAUGCCCUCACUGUCAGGCACAAAGGCUCCAGUGGUGGGAUGGUUCUAAGGCACUACAAAGUAAGACCCAGAGAUUCUGGCUUUGCCAUCGACCUGAAGAACACACCAGUGUCCGGCUCCAGUCUCCAUGACGUCCUACUUCUCUUCCUGUCCCAGACCAGGCAGUACCUGCGACCUCACAUCCGACCCCCAACCCCUGACACAGAUACCUAUGACACAUCGAUAGCAUAGUCACAAGAGACUAGGUAGUUAAAACAUUUAUCACACCGUACAUCUAUAAACACACCAUUUUGGAGUGUCUUUCAUCAUUUCAUCAUUUCUCUGCUGUUUGUUGGAUUCUAUCUUGAAAUAUACUUAUUCAUAUUACCAUAUUAGAACUGGGUGUAUGGAAAGUAACUGAGUGAGAAAAGGGAGUGCAGAGAGCUUACAUUCUGUUAGAACAUGUUAUUGUUAAAUCCCAUGUAUCCUAUGGAGAGGGGCAAAGGGCAACAGUCUGGUUUCAGUCACUGAUAACGUAGGACAGCCGUGGAGUAGGGAGGAGUGAGGAAUUCAGCUCAAGGUCAGGUCAGAUUAAGUGAGGAGGAACAGUCAGUCCUGUCACACACAUAUAUUUCCACGCCCAUGAAGGUUCUAGCAGGAGGCUACACCAAUGAGAGGAACCAAUUAAGUUCCUGACUAGCAACAGAGAUGAAUUGGCUGUCUAGAUGUGCAAGGAGUUGACUCCGCCUAGGAGGAGGGUAUAAAUAUAUGUGCUUGUCUUUGCAGCUGUUUGACCCAGUGGGGAAUAAACUUGUUUUGAGCUUUU